AUGGCGUCAGUGGGCCGGCAAUUAUUUUUGAGUAAACGAGUCGUAACCGAGGCGGGUGUGGCAGACGGCGGCGUGCUGGUGAACGAGAACGGUCUCAUAGAGCGAACUUUAAACCGGGAGCAAGCGAAUACUCUUAUCGCAGAGAGCGAUGGAGACCUUACAGUGGUGGAUGGUGGGGGUCUUGCGUUGAUGGCAGGUGUAGUUGAUUCCCAUGUCCAUGUAAACGAGCCUGGCCGCACUGCAUGGGAAGGGUUCCAAACCGCAACCAGUGCGGCGGCAGCUGGAGGCAUCACUACUAUAGUCGACAUGCCACUAAAUUCCAUCCCACCAACAACCACGUUAGAAAAUCUUAAGAUAAAGGCUUCUUCAGCUGAGGGAAACGUCUUCGUCGAUGUUGGUUUCUGGGGUGGCGUCAUAGUGGGCAACCAGGACUCACUUCGAGAUCUAGUGAAGGCUGGUGUUGUUGGAUUUAAAUGCUUCCUAUGUCCGAGUGGAGUUGAUGAGUUUCCUAAUGUACAAGCUGAGGACCUCGAAAAGGCUUUCGCUGCUCUCGAAGGAACUGGAUCCUUGUUAGCGUUUCAUGCUGAGGUCGAGGACGAAAUCAACGAAAGCAGCAAAAAAAUAUUGAAAAAAGAUCCUGAGGAAUACAGCACUUAUCUAGAAUCAAGACCUCCGAAGAUGGAACUGAAUGCUAUAUCAUUAAUUUCAAGCUUUUUGAAUAAAACUGACGUCCGAGUUCACGUUGUACACGUGUCAUCGGCUACCGUCGUGCCCCUGCUGAAUGAGGCGCGGCAGAAGAGGAUCACUGCUAGCAACACGGCCUGGCGUGGCGGUGUCACAGCGGAAACUUGCCACCAUUACUUAUCGCUCAGCGCUGAGCAAAUACCCCGGGGCCGGAGUGAAUAUAAGUGUGCUCCUCCCAUCAGGGAUAUGGACAAUAAGGAAAAUCUGUGGAAGUAUCUACUGGAAGACAAAUUGGACAUGGUUGUAUCUGAUCAUUCGCCCUGCACUCCGGAGCUUAAAUGCUCAAACAAUUUAGAAGCUUGGGGCGGUAUUUCAUCAGUGCAGUUCGGUUUAUCUUUAUUCUGGACCGAAGCGAGAGCACGCGGGCUGGACCUGACAUCAAUCUGCAAAUACAUGUGUGCGGCCCCAGCACAACUUUGCGGAAUAGAAGAUCGUAAAGGCGCUCUUAAACCCGGCCUCGAUGCUGAUAUCGUUUUCUUCGACCCCGACGCCGAAUUUACGGUUACUGCCGACAUUAUACGACAUAAGAACAAGCUCACACCCUAUAUUGGAAAAACAUUGAAGGGUGUUGUGAGGAAAACUUACGUCCGUGGGCAGUUAGUUUACACCGAAGGCGAAAUUGUUGGGGGGCCUAAAGGAAAGUUACUCUUGAACAAACUU
Messenger RNA from Iphiclides podalirius (scarce swallowtail), 1404 nucleotides. NCBI's taxonomy places the organism in Eukaryota, Metazoa, Arthropoda, Insecta, Lepidoptera, Papilionidae. The record is from the annotation of a GenBank genome assembly.